Messenger RNA from Tetranychus urticae (two-spotted spider mite), 2922 nucleotides. RefSeq lists its product as uncharacterized. Lineage: Eukaryota; Metazoa; Arthropoda; Arachnida; Trombidiformes; Tetranychidae. The record is from RefSeq and is a predicted model, not a curated record. Gene Ontology annotation, biological process: non-canonical Wnt signaling pathway; canonical Wnt signaling pathway. Gene Ontology annotation, molecular function: Wnt-protein binding; Wnt receptor activity. Gene Ontology annotation, cellular component: plasma membrane.
AGUAACCUUAUCUUAAUGUUAAUAACUGCUGUUUAUUAGUUUAAAUUUGAACAAUUAGUUUUAUUUAUUUAAUCUGAUUGAUCAGAUUAACCGUUUUUUGAAACAUUUUUCUUUUCCUUUCUUCAAUAAGUAUUUGUCCAAUACUAAUCUUGUGAACAUUUUCUCACCUUUUUAAAUCUCAUUUUUCUUCAUUAUUCUCAUUCCAAUUAUCUUUAGUUUGGUUUAUUAUUGUGAUAACUUUUUGUUGAUUUGUGUUCCCUUCUCAUCCAAGUGUUCAUUAUGAGUACCAAAAUGGAUUUAUUAAUACUUUGCUGUCCAAGAUAAAUACAUGUCCAUGUCUUCACCAUUACUUGCAUUUACCGUAACAACCGUUUUGUUUUAACAUUACAUCAACAUAAACGAGCUUCAAGUGUUUUCUCUGCCUAUUUUUAAUUGUUGUUUUACAAUCAACCACGGACUUUAAUUGACACACUCACAUAUCUCCAUGUCCACCAUGAAUCUAAAGAUUUUUGGACUUUAAUUGAAUCAUAUUUUGUUGGUUUUUUUUUGUUUGGUUUUUUGUUGGAUCGUUCAAAUAGUUAAUUAUGGAUAAAUUGAUUGCUCGUCAAGUUAAUAAGAAUGGCGGUCAAAGUGUAACUGGUCAACAAUAUUCAAUCCCACCUCCACAUGCUCAUAGUUUAAUCAGUAAACGGGAAACCUCGCCAAUGGUGGUUAACACUGAGAUUAAGGUUUCAGAGGUUUCAACCAAUUCCCAACUUCAUCAAACAUCAACACUUCAAUCUCAUCAAUCACUCUCACAACAACAACAUCAACUUUCACAAUCAAACCAGCAAACGUUAUUAUCAGGUCAUAAUGGGUCCCCCAUGUCAACCUAUUCCUCUGAUGGUCCACCCUCAAAUGGUAAUAAAAUAGUUUCCUCUGAAACAGGGAAUCUCGUUGUUUCAGGUGAACACGAGAUUAAAUUCACCAAAACUGAAGGAUGUACACCAUCAACUUGUAUAUGUGUAUUUAUUGCCAUACUUCUUAUAUCCAUUGGAGCCUCAUCAGGAAUCUUUUAUGGACUUCGUUCAUAUGAAGAUGCUUUACUUAAAGAUCAAGUUUUCAAAGGUCAAUUUACUGUAACUCGUGGUGACUCUUAUAGUCCAGAAUUUGAGAAACGAUCAUCCGAUGAAUUCAAGGAUACGGCUAAAAAGUAUAAAACCAGGUUGGAUAAAUUAUUUUCUGAUAGUGGUUUAACUAAAGCUUUCCGUCGAUCCGAGAUUUUGGCUCUUGAAAAGACGCCCAAGGUUCGCUCAGAUGAUCUAAUUGUCCAUUACAAUUUAGUCUUUUCACCGUUACUUCGGCCCCGCCUGAGUCCAGCCGAUGUUUAUACUAUUCUUAUUGAAGAGGUUCGAGCUGAUAGGAAAAAAUCUUUUAAAAAUAUAACCAUUGAUCCAAAUUCAAUUGACAUCACGGAAAGGAAAUCGGAAGGAGGUCGUCGAGGCCUUUUUUAUACUUCAUCGCCUUCUUUUCCAGCUUCAGCUCAGUUUCUUGAGAACCCAUCACCAUGGGAAGCUAAACCUGGCUUUCCAGGUUUACUUGAAGGUUUAACCACCGAACCAACUCCCCCACCUAGACGUUGUGUUCCCAUUGAGUUGCCCUUCUGUUCAAACCUAUUGGAAUAUAAUUACACCUCUUAUCCCAAUAUUGGAGGCCACUGGAAUUUAACAUCACUGGAAGCCGACCUUAUUCCUUAUCGACAAAUUGUGGACGCUGAAUGUUAUCCCCUGGCUAGAGAGUUUAUCUGUCAAAUUGUUCAACCACAAUGUUGGGAGGAUGAAAUAAUUCCACCCUGUCGAGAAUAUUGUGAAGAUUUCAUGUCCUCCUGUAAAGAUUGGCUUGUCAAAUCAAUCACUGAUAAAUUGAAAUGUAAACAAUUUCCAUCUUCAGAUGAAGGUAGCUCAGGAACCACAACAUCAUCCUCAUUAACAACAACAAACUCAUAUAAUGGAAGCUCAAUUUUGUACUCAAGUCGAGAUAUCAGCUCUCAUGAGAAACUUGCAUCCAGAUUGAUUGGGAGAAAUGAUGAGAAGCGCCUUCAAUAUAAAUGUCGUGUUAAACCGGGUGUAACUACUCAACGAUCAUCUGAAUCCAUUAGGAAUAUCCAAACAACUACAAUAUCAGACUAAAUUACAAUCAAUAGGAACACUGAAGUAAACAUUUGAAGGAAAUGGAAUCGACUUUAAAUUAUCUUCCAGCAAUCAUCAUCAUUUCUCUGUUUGGAUUCAUUUUUACAUACAAUCCCGUUUGUCCAACUGUACAAGUCAUUAGUGGAGGAGUAAAGUUAAUAGACUUUUGAAACUUGCUCAUCGAUUUUGGCCAAACACAGAAAAAUUGCUAUCAAAAAUUACAUUGAAGACGAAAUGGUUCAAUUUUUGGAACAAUCUUGAACUUGGAAGCAAUUUUACUAUUUUUUAAACUGUAAAAUUCAACUUUGAUGAGCCCUAAAGAUCUUACGCAUUGAAUUUGACCCGAUUUUUGGACUUUCGUAUUUUUUACCAAGGAAAUGUUGGAUCAUCAUUGAUUUAUUGUAAUUUGAAAUCCUGGUCUUCAUCAAAUCAUCUUUCCAUCUCUUUCUAUUUUCAUAAAUCAUCUUGCUGAUCUUUAUAUUUCUUACACAUCAUCUAUAAAUAUAAAUAUAUAAAUAUAUUGAGAGAAAAUGUAGAAUCAAAUCAAUUUGAGCUUGAUUAAAAAAUAAACUUAAAUUGUAAUCUUUCUCACUUGAAAUGGUUGUACAAAAAAUUAAGUGAAAAUACCUGAAAGAUAUUUUGGAAAUUGUUUGUUUCAGUUCCGAUGAGAAUUGUUAGUCGAUAAUUUUCAAAAAAAUUUCAAAUCAUCAUCUCCAUUAAAUUAAAGGAUUAAAACGACAUGCAAUAAUACAAA